Messenger RNA from Pyricularia grisea, 1559 nucleotides. RefSeq lists its product as uncharacterized. The record is from RefSeq and is a predicted model, not a curated record. The transcript has 2 exons. Lineage: Eukaryota; Fungi; Ascomycota; Sordariomycetes; Magnaporthales; Pyriculariaceae. Bases 234 to 1400 code for a protein of 388 amino acids.
CUGACGCCCAACAGACUUCCGCAUUGGGGGUACGAUGUCCCACGCGUAGAUGUAGCCAUUUCAGGCACACAGGGGAUGCAAACUGUCCUUCUCUGGACGUUACAUUUUCUCUGUUUCUUUUUUUCCUCUCCCCUACAUGAUGUCAUUUUGCCGUACAGGCGCAUUCCCGGGCAGGACCUUACAGAUGCAGAUGCGUACCUUUGCGAUAGACGCCCGAUUGAAGAUUUCUGGCAAUGGACACAAAGGCAGCACUCACAAAUGAGGGAGCACCCUCAGAGGCAGGUAGUGUGGGAAACACAAUCAAUUCAGCCUCGGCAAAGCCGAUGAAACUUCAAUUACCAGCAAGCUGUGACCCGCCACCGCCUCAAGGUCCAACUAAGGAGCUUGUUUGGAUUGUGUUCGGGGGCACCGGCCACAUGGGCCGAUCGCUCGUCAAAUGCGCACUUUCGCACGGCGACAGCGUUACCACCGUCGGGAGGAGGUUUGAGACCACUCCCGAGGAUAUGGUGCAACAACACGAAAGAUGUAUGGGAGCGUUAUGUGACGUGCGCAUCCGCGAAACCGUUGAACGCGUUGUCGAGAGGACAAUCGAACGAUUUGGCCGGGUGGACGUCAUCGCUAACUGCUCCGGUUACGGUGUCAUUGGGGCCUGCGAGGACCAGGAUGAACAUGAAAUUCGCAAUCAGUUCGAGACUAACUUCAUGGGAACGCUCCACAUAAUCCAGGCCAGUUUGCCUUACUUUCGCCAGCAGGCUGCUGGUCGAUAUUUGAUAUUUAGCUCUACUGCCGGUGCCCUGGGUGUCCCGGGGUUGGGCCCCUACUGCUCAACCAAAUAUGCCGUCGAGGGCCUGAUCGAAGCCAUGCUCUACGAGAUUGACUCAUUCAAUUUGAAAGCCACAUUGGUCGAGCCGGGCCUCGUGAGGCGCGAUGAGCCGGACUCACAGACAAAUCCGCUUCCUACCUGGGGUCAUUUCCUGAUCCGUCCGGCUAGCGAUCCGUAUCUGGAUCCCACAUCACCAGCGCUUCAUGCGAUGCGCAUGGUGCAGUGGCUCGGAGACAGGCAGCCCACGAGCGCCGUAAAGUGCGCCGAACUGGUUUGGCAACUAGGCCACUGUUCAUACCCACCACUGCGGCUCCUCCUUGGAAACUACGCGAUCGAGAGUAUUCGCGACCGCUUACGGUCGGUGACGGAGGAGCUCGAGGACUGGAAGCAUCUUAAUUUCCCAGCACCACCUGACGCUCCGGACACGCAAGAGAAUGACCAAGAAAAGUACGAAAGGACUGAAACGGAUAAGGAUGGUGGUGAGAAAGCCGGAGGGUGUAUGGAAGAGAAGAUGGAGGAUGCCGUGGAGGAUCGACUCGAUGUGAUGGACGAGGAGAUGGGAGAAUUCCCUGGUUAGUCUAAGUCCGCGAAGGCUCAGCCAAAGAAGAAAAGAAGUCAUGCAAAUAUUCCUCUAACAUAUUUCCCAUAUCGUAAAAUUCCGAGAUAGAUCUACACUAAAUAUUGGCACGGUAUCAGUGGGUGGAAUAUCAAUGUGCAAAUGUGCUGAUCAAUUAUA